Messenger RNA from Phyllopteryx taeniolatus (common seadragon), 3467 nucleotides. It is a transcript of the gene lin7a, whose product is annotated as lin-7 homolog A (C. elegans). Bases 1584 to 2381 code for a protein of 265 amino acids. Gene Ontology annotation, molecular function: L27 domain binding. NCBI's taxonomy places the organism in Eukaryota, Metazoa, Chordata, Actinopteri, Syngnathiformes, Syngnathidae. The record is from RefSeq and is a predicted model, not a curated record. Gene Ontology annotation, biological process: maintenance of epithelial cell apical/basal polarity; neurotransmitter secretion; protein localization to basolateral plasma membrane. The transcript has 4 exons. Gene Ontology annotation, cellular component: cell-cell junction; basolateral plasma membrane; MPP7-DLG1-LIN7 complex.
ACCGCAGCCUCUUUCCCCUCCUCAACAUUCUACUGUUCAAUUCGUCAUCAAUGAGCACGCGACGCCACGUUCAAACAUUUGCGUCGUUCCGACGCUCCAUCAGCAAACAUUGGCUCGGUGGGGUAAAUGUUGCCUUCGGGUGCUCGCAUGCGCGAGGUUGCGUUCACGUGCUUACACGCAGCAACGCUUAUUAUUCAUAUUAUCAUCGUGCCAUCGUUAUUUGUGUUAUUAUUAUUCAUAUGAUGUAACCUGCUCGGCGAUAGCAUGCGCGUUCACGUGCGCUAGCCAGGCGUGCACGCGUCCUUUAUGUUUAAUAAUUUUGCAUUUUCUUCUACACUGACAGCUAUAUGCCAAACAUUGGGAAUUCUAUUAAGAGCGAUACUGGUUACAAUAAUAAACGUGUUGUCAAAUUAAUAGCACUCGAAACGGAUCACUGGUUUUUUUGAAAACAUUAUUUUAUCAUUUGAAAGUAGUGUCAUUUAAAUUCCCAUAAACAUAUAAUGUAAUCACAAGUAUUGAAUUAUUUAUUCAUACCGUAAAUGAUCAUCUUUAUAUAUAUUUUUAAUGAAUUAAAAUGGAUUCUCGGCUAUAUUUUUAUCAUUAUUAUGAUUUUUUUUUUAACCAUUUAAAAGCGCCACCAAAAUCCGCACGCCUCAAUGUGAUAUUGGCGUUGCGAAAGUGGAAAGGAGAUACGGCGGCUGUUCCGUGGCACCGACCCCGAAAGCAGGCGUCGACUAUAAAUACUUUUACAAUUCCGCUCGCACGCUCGUCACUGCCAAUUCCGCAUUUGCAAACCUGUCAGUCGCAUAUGCGCAAUAAGUUGGUCCCGCGUUCGGAAUGUUUUCAUUCAUGUUUGCACAUGACGAAGAAAAGAUUCCUGCGGAAUGAUUCACUGCGGCGCACAGCAAAGUUGUGACUCUUUAGCUAAAAUAAUAACGCGUGUAUGAUUGACCAGUUUGUCUUCAUCGGCCACACUGUGAAGUGACUUUUUAAGAGGUGUGUUUUCGGGGUGCGCCAACUCUUGACGGGAUGUCGAAGGGGGGUGCGCGGCUUUAAAAGUUUGGGAAAAUGUGCACACCCCUUUCGAAAAGUCCGUUUAUAACCAAUGAAGGCCUCAUGGCGAAUCAUGCGUGUAUCGUUGUUGUUGUGACGUUGUGAGUUGAAAAUGACGCGGAGCGGGGUUCAUCGCAGCUCUUCCUGUUGUUGUUAUGAAGGAAAUGACUUUCCCAUGGAAGUCAUGUGUUUGAGGCGGUCCUCUGGGGUCUUUCCCCUCCCUCCUCCUGCUUUGUGUGCCGGAGCGGUCCGUGUUUUCACAGCCGGCGCGACGACCCACUUGUACAUAAUGGAGAGUGGAGUGCAAUUACACCGUCAUGUCUUCUCUCUGGGCACUACAUCUCAUGACGCUGAAGAACAACAAGCCCGCCGAAUUCUCACGAAUCAAUGAAUCGCGCCUAUCUAGGCGUAGCUAUGAAAAGCGGCCCGUGUUUGAUGUGAAUGAAUCGUUUUGAAAAACACGCAAUGGACAUGGAAACAAAAGUUUCGUAUUCCUACAGCAGCCCGUUUCGGCAAAUCAUCAAUAAAUCAUGCCUAUCGAGGCGCCGCUCGGCAACGCGCCGCUCUGUCUUUGCCCGCCAGAUGUCGCCAGGGCCGUCGAGCUGCUGGAGAAGCUGCAGGAGUCGGGCGACGUUCCCGGUUACAAGCUGCAGUCGCUGAAGAAGGUGCUCCAGAGCGAGUUCUGCACCGCCAUCCGCGAGGUGACUAGCCGAUCGUGUCCGGGUCGAGCGCUGUGCGGCGGCCGUGCGCCUAUUCCCGCGUGCGUCUCUCUCCUCAGGUGUACCAGUACAUGCACGAAACCAUCAACGUCAACGGCUGCCCCGAGUACCAGGCCAGAGCCACGGCCAAGGAUGCAAUGUAUAAUCGGCAGCCGGCGUCUCUUCCGCGUGCAGGCCACGGUCGCCGCCUUCGCCGCCAGCGAGGGCCACUCCCACCCGCGGGUGGUGGAGCUCCCCAAGACGGAGGAAGGCCUGGGCUUCAACGUGAUGGGCGGCAAGGAGCAGAACUCGCCUAUCUACAUCUCCCGCAUCAUUCCCGGCGGGGUGGCCGAGCGCCACGGCGGCCUCAAGAGAGGCGACCAGCUCCUGUCCGUCAACGGGGUGAGCGUGGAGGGCGAGCACCACGAGAAGGCGGUGGAGCUGCUGAAGGCGGCCAAGGAGAGCGUCAAGCUGGUGGUGCGCUACACGCCCAAGGUGCUGGAGGAGAUGGAGGCGCGCUUCGAGAAGCUGCGCACCGCCCGCCGCCGCCAGCAGCAGCAGCUGCUCAUGCAGCAGCAGCAGCAGCAGCAGCAGCACAACAUGUCCGCUCAGCAGAACCACACGUCGUAGGUUGUUCCAGAAGAAGAAGAAGUGAAGGCCAAGGUGACAUCUGCCGGAUCUCUCGGAAGUGCGACCAAAAGCCAAGUUCUCGGAGUCACGGGACUCUCCCACCGAUCCUGGCGUUCCGCGCCGAAAAACGGCGCCAGCGUUUUGUCCCAAAUUCGGUGCUUUGGAAAAAAGGAACACAAUGGAUGACGACGUCUGCGUUUUACCUUUUGUCUUCUCUUUAUGGUCUUUCUUUGCAUCGGUCCAUCUGUUUUUUUCCCAUCAUGCCUCAGUCCUCAUGGUGCUCGUGGAAGAACGUCAUUUUUAAGGCAAAUACUGUUUUGAUUGGUAGCAAAGGACUCGUUUUGUAUCCAGUAGCUUUAGCAAUAAACACGCAGGCAGGCAAGCAAUUAAUGAUUUGGAUUAUGAAGUAUUACUCACUAUUAAAAUAAUGAAAAUGUUCAUUUGUUUCUUAUUUGCGCCAAAAUGUGUUUGAUUUUUAAUGAUGAUUAUUGUGCAAUAAUUCCCCAUUAGACGAGCUGAAUGUCAGUCAGUUCCAACCCAAAUACCCCAGAUUUAUCUUUAUUUGACAUAGUUUAUUAUAUUUAUGAUCAGAGUUUUAUUGUUCUCUUUGUGUAUAUGUCGAAAGACGAUUAUUGGACGUCUUUAGAUUGUGCAGAUGAUGUGGGUGUUGGUAUUUUGACAAUCAUUGCUGAUGAAAAUGUGGAAUGUUUAAUAAUCCAGUGUUCCUUCUUUCGUGUUGAAACUUUAAAGAUCCAUUUUGUGCGUGUGUAUGUUUGUAUUUUCUCGACUUAUUCUUUUGUCCUCUAUCCAUGCCAAACUGACCAAAAAAAACCCCACAAGAAUUUACACUUUAUCAUCACAUUUUAUAGCAUUUAUGAGUGAUCGCUUCAUUUAAAGUGCGACACGUGCCACACUGCCAGAUUUGUACCAGUCAUAUGAUCAUAAUUAAUACUUUUCUUUUUGGGUUGCAUUGCAUUGUUUUCUACUUUGCAGUCAUUUCAAUUCUUAAAAAAAGACAUUGUUGAUAUGCAAUUGUUAUACAUACUAUAUUUGUAUAAAUAAACAUAUGUGCUUGUGUACAUUGAA